GCCGGCUGAGGAAUUCUGGGAUAGUGGCGGACGCAACAACACUUCUACUGUGAUGGCGACCAAUAUCGAGCAGAUUUUCAGGGAUUUUGUAAUGAAUAAGAUUAAAGAAAUCGAAGAUGAAACUCAAGAAACCAGUGUUGCAGAUGAGCCACAGUCUCAACUUAUGACGGAGACGAGAGAAGAUGGACUUAAGGAAGAAAAAAUGAACACACCAACAGAUAAAGUCACGCAUACUGACCCCCAAGAUAACCAUGAUAAAGAGGACACCAGCACUAAACACAGAAAGAGUAAAAAGCACAAAAAACACAAAAGCAAAAAGAAGAAAAAGAAACACAAAGAAGGAAAAGACAGCAGCUCCGACAAAGAGACUCAAGAAAGUGGAAAGAAAAAGAAAAGAAAGAAAAAGAAAAAAAGCAAAGAUACAGAUAAAGUUAAACAGUCUGGCUCUCGAUCCGAAAGCUCUUCAGCAUCGGUUUCUGAAUCCGAGUCUGAAUUGAAACCUUCAAGUGAAAAUACAAAGUCCUCUUCAGCAGCUCAGAGUUCGCAGACUAAGCCUCAGGAGUUGCCUGACAUCAUCCCCAAGAUGGAGAAUUCGGUCCACAAACACAGAGACAAUGAAAAGCCCAAGGAGAAGAAAAAAAGUUCUAGCAGGAGAUCUAAAAGUAAAGAGAGCUCCAGAGGAAGACGAUCCAGAUCAAGAUCACCCAGACGGAAAUCCGAACGCAGGUCGAGAUCCCCAAACCGACAACGGAGAUCAAAGUCUAGAAAGAGAUCUCCUCAACGGAGCGACCGAAGUAGAUCGAGGUCCAGGUCUCAUUCUGUCAGAAGAGGCAAGCGUUCAAGAUCCAGGCGAACUAGAUCAAGGUCUGUUGUAAUCUUAAAGAGGAACAGAAAGUCUACAUCAAAAUCUAAGUCUCGCUCGCCACAGCGUAGACACCGUUCAAGGAGUAAGUCUCAAAGCAGAACGAAACCUUCGAAGUCAAGGUCCGUUUCGAAGUCAAGGACUGAUUUGAAACCAGAAACGGAGUCAGAUCCAAUGGAUGGAAACAGAAUGCAAACAGAUGUGUCUCAAGACGCAACCGAGGAUAGAAAAAGUCCAACAGUGGCUGUAAACUCUGAAACGGCAUCCAACAUCUCCAACGCGGCUGGCUUUAAAGGAUCUUGGCGACCAGUUCCUUUCUUGGCAGAGCCGUCUGAGACCAAGUCUUCCCAAAAGUGCGUUACACCCGAGAUGCCUUUGGCAGUGACCAAUGUAUCCGAAGAACCUUCGACGUUCUCCAACGCUGCGCCAAAAGAUUCACAGUGUGCCGCCAACACUGAGAAGAAAGAAACCAACUCAGAUCCAACUUUAACAUCGCCGUCCAAAUCUCCCAGUCACGAAACAUCCUCACGAUCCAAAGCGCCGCAUCGACGUCGCCAUCGAAAGAGGCGAGGAAAUCCCGGUCGUCUUCACGAAAGUCUCGGUCGCCCUCCGAAAGGAAAUCGCACAAGUCUCGAGCGAGGAAAGCGCUCGAAAUCGCGGUCGCCUAAGAAGAAAAAAAAGUCGAGAUCUCGUUCGCGCAGCCGUCGGAGGAAAUCCCGAACCCCGGACAGAAGCAGACGGUCGAAAUCGAGAAAGAGGUCGCGCUCGCGUUCGAAGAGGAGAUCCCGAUCCCGCUCCGGCUCGCGCUGGGGAAGAGGUUUCGGAAGCCGGGCGCUGAACCAGCGGGAUCGAUGGAAACGGGAACCCAGUCGAUCUCCAGUCCUCAUUCUCCGUAAGAAAAGAUCAGCGUCUGGGACUCGACGUAGCACCAGCAAGACGCCUCCACGUCUUACAGAACUUGAUAAGGAGCAGUUGCUGGAAAUAGCUAAGGCUAAUGCUGCGGCUAUGUGUGCCAAGGCCGGCGUGCCGAUCCCAGAGAGUCUCAGGCCCAGAUCUAUUCUUCAGAUGCCCUUGCAAACCUCAAAUCCCUCGUCCUUGUCUCUACAGUUGCCAGUGAUGUCAAGCAUGACGAUGAAUGCUGCUAUGGCUAGCAUGACUGCGGCCACUAUGACCGCUGCUUUGUCCAGCAUGGGUGCUUUGGCGUCCCUUCCACAGAUGGCUCCGUUACCGACGAUCGUCAACAAGCCGCCAUCUUCAUCCACACCAAAUCUCGCCAGCAUCGAAGAAGCCAAAAAGAAAGUAACGAAACAGGCGAACAGCUUCAGCAUUAAAGAGCUAACCGAGAGAUGCAAGAAGAUCGCCGAGAGUAAGGAAGAGAUGGCCAUCGCAAAACCUCACGUGUCGGACGAUGAAGAGGAUGAAAGGCUGAUCGGAGCUUCCCUUAAGGAGAAUAAGGGCAUCGCGUUCAGUCUCGGCAGCACCUCCAUAAAGCCGGGCGUCCGAACCGAAGCGGUGUUUGCGAAGGAGUUCCCAGUGUCCUCCGGCUCCCAGCACAGGAAGAAGGAGGCCGAUGGUGCUUAUGGAGAAUGGGUGCCGGUCGAAAAGAAAGUAGAAAAGCCGUCUGCAUCGAGUUCUUCUGGGACUGAGGAAACCAGCAAGAACAGUGAUAGUGUCUUUCCCGAAGCACCUUCUCAGCCUGUGGACAUCACUUUGGCCGUCAGCGAGAGAGCGGUCGCUCAGAAGAGACUGGCGGAAAACCCUUUCGACAUCAAUGCCAUGUGUAUGCUGAAUCGGGCUCAAGAGCAAGUUGAUGCAUGGGCCCAGUCCAACACCAUCCCCGGCCUCUUCACAGGCUCCACCGGCGCUCAGGUGCUCUCGUCCGAUGAGCUCUCAAACAGCGGCACGCAGGCCUGGAUUAAGAAGGACCAGUUCCUUCGGGCGGCACCGGUCUCGGGCGGGAUGGGGGAGUUACUGAUGAGGAAGAUGGGAUGGAGGUCAGGGGAGGGUUUGGGGAAGCACAGGGAAGGAACGGUGGAGCCCAUCAUCAUAGACUUCAAAACCGACCGCAAGGGCCUCGUCGCCGAAGGAGAAAAAACCCAGAAAUCUGGCAACAUCGUCGUGAUGAAGGAUCUUCUAGGGAAGCAUCCGGUGUCUGCUCUGAUGGAGAUGUGCAAUAAGAAGAAGUGGCCCCAGCCUGAGUUUGUGAUGGUGCACCACAGCGGACCGGACCACCGCAAGAACUUCCUCUUCAAGGUGAUGGUGAACGGAUGUGAUUAUCAGCCUCAGACGGCGAGUCCCAAUAAGAAGCAUGCCAAGGCGAUGGCGGCGACAGUGGCUCUGCAGGCGAUGGGAGAGGUGGCUGGAGACGGAGUUCACACGGGCCCCGUCUUCACCGCUGCCACCAGCACAUGACACGCCCCCAUCCGCACAGGACACGCCCCCAUCAGCACAUGACAUGCCCCCAUCAGCACAUGACACGCCCACAUCAGCACAUGACACGCCCCAUCAGCACAUGACACGCCCCCAUCAGCUCGCCUCAUGUUUCCGUUAAAGCAAUAUCACUGGGAUAAUGCAUAUCUGUUAAUACUUUUGUAAUUUUAGUUCGUUUUCUUCAACCACGUCCUUCUUUUUUUGGUAAAGCAAAGGCCUUUGACUUGGUACCUUCGUAUUUGACUUGGCUUGAACCGUGAAGGUUUGUUUUUGAUGCAUUCGACUGAAUGGGGUCAUCGUUUUAAACUUGUAAAUGUUUCAUGCAUGCUGUAAAAUUGUUUUAUCUUUAUAAAUGUUUUUUUUUUUUUUUUUUUUUUUCUGAAGGCUUGUUGCUGGCAGAGAACAUGUUUUUG
Carassius auratus (goldfish) is the source of this 3705-nucleotide messenger RNA. RefSeq names its product SON DNA and RNA binding protein b (gene sonb). NCBI's taxonomy places the organism in Eukaryota, Metazoa, Chordata, Actinopteri, Cypriniformes, Cyprinidae. Gene Ontology annotation, molecular function: RNA binding. Gene Ontology annotation, biological process: regulation of mRNA splicing, via spliceosome; regulation of cell cycle. The record is from RefSeq and is a predicted model, not a curated record.